UUUUGCUGUUGCGAAAUGUGUUUUUUUUAUCUUAGAAGUAAAGCUACUGUAAUUGAUUCACAGCUUGCUUACUUUGUAAUGAAAAUGAAACUAUACUUAAAAUCUCUAUGACAUAUGUCACAAUGCAGGGUUUAUUAUUAUCUUGGAUUCCAUCUUCAAUAAACCUGUGAUAUUACUACAAAUACAACAUAUUUGAAAUAUAAGACAUUUAACAUUAAAGUAAGGGUUGCAAUUUACUUAAAUUUUCUCUGAGAGGAUUUUUAUUCUUACUAUUUGUUAUUUAAACAUCAGAAAAAAGCAAGAAUCUGUCCUAAUUAUUAAGUGAAAAAAUGGCAGUGUCUGAUUUUACUAGAAAUUGUGAACAUGAUUAUCAUAAACAUUUAAUGCACGCAUAUUAUCUAUCGUCACAAACAUGUUUGGCUAAAUCUGUAAAUAAGUAUAAUGAGGGACAUACAGCUUUGAUGCUUGCUACCAGAUAUGGGAAUGAAAAAGUUAUUAAAAUGCUACUGAAGCGAGGAAGAGACAUCAACCAGACUGACAAGUAUGGCUGCACUCCUUUCAUGUUGGCUGCAGAGUCUGGCCACAGUGGGGCUGUAAAGCUCUUGUUUCAUAAAGGCUGUAAUGUUAAUGCUUGUAAUCAAGACGGUGAACAUGCACUUUUGCUUAUUUAUAAUGGGUUGCGGGGGGCACAUUGUUACUUUUCGCAAAUAACAAUGAGCAGUGUGUAUGCAGAAUACAUAAAGAAACUUAACACUUUAGUGUAUAAACAAACAACAAAAACCAGCAGGGAGCAUAUAGCUGAGAUCUUAAUUCAAUGUGGAUCUAAUGUAAACACAGUGAACAAAGUAUAUAAGCAAAAUGCGUUAAUGCAAGCAUCAUCUUGUGGCUGCAGUGCAUCUGUCCAGCUGUUAAUAAAUAGUGGAAGUGACAUCAACUCAGUUAACUCAUUUCAAUGUAAUGCCUUGAUGAUUGCAGCAGAACAUGGGCACCUAAAUUGUGUAGAAAUUCUUGUAAAUAAUGGCAGUGAUAAGACAAGAAGAGAUUAUGAAGGCAAUGAUGCUUUGAUGAUUGCUAUCAAAAACGGUAAUAACGACAUUGUAAAGAUGCUGGUAUCGACAGGAUGGGACACACAUAGAGUAAAUCAAGCUGGUUAUGAUGCUUUGAUGGUUGCUUCUGAAUAUAACAAUGUAGGAUGUAUAGAAAUUCUUCUAAGCAACGGUUGCAAUAAAACAGGAGUAGAUCAAAAUGGUAACGAUGCUUUAAUGAUUGCUUGCAAGCAUGGUUACAUAGAUGUGGUUGAACUUCUGUUAGAUAAAGGAUGGAGCAUGCAUAAAACAAAUCAUUUAGGUUGGAAUGCUUUCAGAGUGUCAAUUGGUAGCAGAAUGCAAGGUCGAUUAGAAUAUAGAAUCAAAGUGUCAAAACUUUUACUUAAUAAGGGAAGUGAUGUGAAUGUUGUUGACACAAUGGAAGAUGAUGCUUUGAUGCAUGCGUCAUGUGUAUCAAGUCCAGAGAUAGUGAAUGCUUUAAUUAGUAAAAGUAGCAAUGUAAAUCGUUGUAACAAAAAUGGAAAGAAUGCUUUAAUUUACGCAACAGAAGCAAAAAUGGAAGAGAAUGCUCUAAUUUUAUUAAAUGAUGGAAGUGAAAUUAAUCAAGUUGAUAUUGAUGGCAACAAUGCAUUAAUCAUUGGAUUACGCAAUGGACUUAAACAAGUGGUAAAGAAGCUUUUAGAUAAAGGUUGCUGUGUUAAUCAAGUAAAUAAAGAAAAUCAAACUGCUUUGAUGCUAGCAGCUGCCAAUGGUUAUGUUAUUUUUGUAGAAAUGCUUCUCCAAAAGGAGUGUGAAGUAAAUGUAAUAGAUAUUUUUGGAUGUAAUGCAUUGAUGCUUGCAUCAAAAGGAGGGCAUGAAAAAAUUGUUGAAAUGUUACUUGAAGCAGGUAGUGAAGUCAAUAUUGUUGACAGUGAUGAGCGUAGUGCUUUAAUGUUGGCAUCAAUAGUAAGAAAUUUAAAUAUUGUCAAAAUGCUUACUAGCACUGAAUGUGAUGCUCACAUAGUUGAUAAAGAUGGAAGGAAUGCUUUGAUGCUGGCAUCAGAUAAUGUAGAUCAAACAAUAAGCAAAAUUAUGUUACAGAAAACACAAGAAGAGAGAGAAAUUUUCAUUCAAACAUUAAUUUUCAAUCAAUUAGAAAUAGUGAAACUAUUAAUUAAUAAAGGAGUUGAUAUCAAUGUUGUUGAUUGUACUGGAUCAAACGCUUUAGUGUCAGCCUCAAGGUUGGGUUAUGAAAAAUUAGUUGAGUUUCUUCUGACUUUUGACGUUCAUGUAAAUCAAACUGAUAACCUAGGAGCCAGUUCUCUGAUACAUGCAGCAUUUCAUGGAUUACCUGAUAUGGUUGAAAUGCUGCUAAAUAAAGGUAGUGAUAUAAAUAAAAUCACAUUAAUGGGUGAUAAUGCCUUAAUAAUAGCUUCAUGUGAAGGCCAUUAUAAAACUGUAGAGCUACUGCUCAAAAGAGGGAUCAAUGUUAAUCAUGUUGGAAGAGAGGGAUGGGAUGCUGUAGUUACAGCUCUACUGCAUGAUCACGACAACGUGGUCGAAUUAAUUCUUAGGAAUAUUACUGUGGUCCAUGUAAGGAACUUAUACAUGCUAGAGGUAGUUAUGAUGGCUUUAGAAAAGGCAAAAUUUAAUGUUAUUGAAAAGUGUCAAGAAUAUUUGAAUACUCACAAGAGCGGGAUAAGACAAAGGGAGUUGAACAUAGUAAAGAAAUUAUUUGCUGCCUCAAAAUGGAUUUUUCAAAGUAAUCGUAAACGAGCAGUGUUAAAACAAGAUUUUAUGACUGAGAUUUUGGGAUUAGAAGUACAAACAGACAAUGCUUUAUGUGGUAUUAAAAGGUCACUCAAUAUUUUUCUGACUACCACUUUACACAAUUAUCAGCAUCAGGUACCGACAUGUGAGGAACUGUUGGGAUGUGUUUCUGAUAUUAUGUCAGAGUAUACCAGUAUGAAACAAUUUGAUGCUCUGAAUUUUUUCGUCUACCAAAAAACCUUGCACAUGUUGUACAUUGAAUUUUUUAUUAAAUACAAGGAUAAAGUCACAGAUUUCUUUUCCCUACUUCUUGAACACAGUUACCCAGAUCUGACCAUUGCUCAUAUGAGGGAAGAAGACCUACUUAAUACUGUGUCACCUAAUUGUUCCAUCACUGUUUGCCACUAUCCACUAGAAAUAUUAAUAGGAGGGACUUUUUGCAGUGUAAAUUUCUCAUUGAAGUUGGUCAAUGUAGAUGCUUUGAAAUUGUUUACUAAUUACCUACACUCACAAAAAGGGCAGAUUCACACAUCAUAUUAUGUUACCAAGAAUAUUAUUGGAAUAUUAUUCAACAUGUCAAGAAAAGAAGAAUUGAAAAAAUAUUUUACAUCCACUGACAUAAAAACUGCACUUUUGGAUAUAACUUUUUGUGAUGACAUAUUAAAAUUAAAGCACUGGCUUAUUCUAGAACAGGAAAAAAGUAAUGAUUCACAUUUACGUGAUUUAAUUCAAAAGGGAAUUGGUCGGUAUGAAAAUUUUCCUCUUUCUAUUUUUCUUCAAGCAUUUGCUAAGCUUGUAAGAAAUCGGCUAGAAAAUAUUGAGAUUACUCCAGUUAUUGAGACCCUCACACAAAUUAUGGUCUUUAAUAGCAUUGAAGAAAAAGAAUGUGCUAGUGAAUGUUUAAAAGAGUUGGGCCCUGGUGAAAAAUACAGUCAUGAGAUCAUAACCAAUGAAAAAUUGGCGUACAACCUACAAAGGCAGCGCAGUUCCCAGACCAGCACUAUUUCAUCCAAUAUCAAUUCAAUGUUUUGGACAGCUGGAAAUGCCACUGGAAUUUUACCUACAAUACCAGAUAAAGUUGUUUCUGGAGAAUUCCCCCAAAACUUUGACUUAGAAGUGACAUCCAUUGGUCGAGGUACAUUUGGUAGUGUACACCUGGUCAUAGAUUUGAAUAAACCUGAUGAAAAGAAAUUUGUCGCCAAAAGACUUUUGCUCAGUAAAUUAAACAAGUUGGAAACCUUUUCAAAUGAAGCUUCAAUCCUACUGAAACUAAAGCAUAGGCGUGUUGUUCAAUUUCAUGGAUAUAAAAAGGAUGGUGAUGAUGUUUUAAUAUUCAUGGAGUAUAUGAGACAAGGUACCCUCACUUCAUUUAUUUCCAAGAGAGGUAAUUUGGAUGAAAAAUGUACUCAACACUUUACAAUCCAAAUUCUUGAAGCUGUAAACUAUUUGCAUGAAAAUAAUAUUCUGCAUAGAGAUAUUAAGGGUAAUAAUAUUUUGAUGGUGGAUGAGUCAAACAUCAAAUUAACUGACUUUGGUCUCUCAACAAUUUUCAAUGAAGAAGAAGGGGUUAAUGCAGGAGGUGGCACAAUUCAGUACAUGGCUCCUGAGUUGAUUACAUGCUCUGAGGGUGAAAUUUUAAAGAACGCAACUAGUCUGGAUAUAUGGAGUGUAGGCUGCACUGUUGUAGAAAUGCUUGUAGGCAAACCACCACAAAGCUCUUUGCUAACACCACAAAUUGCCUAUAGAACCUUUCAAGGAGAACCUCUAAAAUAUCAACUGCCUGAAUCAUCUUCAGCUGACCUGAAAGAGUUUUUGAACAAGAUUUUUCAGAGUGAUGCACAGCUGAGGCCAACAGCUGAUUGGCUGUUGAAUAAUGAGCCAUUUGUUAGAGUAACCAUUAGUGAUGGAGAUGUCUAGUCUAAAGAUGGAUUUGAUAAUGAUAUAAGUUAAAUGUAUCUGGUAAAAUAUGUGAUUUCAAUUGUUACUAUAAAUAUGUAAAUAUGUUUAUACACACACUUUGAUGCUAAGCAUGUUUAGUAGAUAAUCCAAUUAUUAAUAUAUACUUAUUUAAAAGUACUGGU
Messenger RNA from Physella acuta, 4876 nucleotides. RefSeq lists its product as uncharacterized. NCBI's taxonomy places the organism in Eukaryota, Metazoa, Mollusca, Gastropoda, Physidae. Gene Ontology annotation, molecular function: protein binding; ATP binding; protein kinase activity. The record is from RefSeq and is a predicted model, not a curated record. Gene Ontology annotation, biological process: protein phosphorylation.